This is a messenger RNA of Neoarius graeffei (lesser salmon catfish), 1366 nucleotides long. It is a transcript of the gene wdr55, whose product is annotated as WD repeat domain 55. Bases 36 to 1211 code for a protein of 391 amino acids. Gene Ontology annotation, molecular function: protein binding. The transcript has 8 exons. Lineage: Eukaryota; Metazoa; Chordata; Actinopteri; Siluriformes; Ariidae. The record is from RefSeq and is a predicted model, not a curated record.
AACUUGGAAGUUUAUUAUUUCAGCCGACAAACAACAUGGCGGCUACCGAGCUUAAACACGAGAUUUCACCAGAGGAAGAAAGGCUCGGUAUUUUAGAACAGAAUGAAGAAACGUCCACAACUCGCACACAGAAAAUCCGAGAGACUCCAGAAGACAUUAAGCAAGAGGCCAUCAUUAACUCGCUGGCAUUCCAUCCUAAAGAAGAUCUCCUCGCUGCUGGAGAUGUUGAUGGAGACAUAUAUUUAUACAGAUACUCUUGCAGUGGUGGGGAGAACAAAGAGCAGUGGUCAUCUGGGCAUCAUCUGAAGUCCUGCAGAAAAGUUGCCUUCUCAAGUGAUGGACAAAAAUUAUUUAGUGUGUCCAAAGACAAGGCUGUUCAUAUCAUGGAUGUAGAGGCUGGAAAACUUGUUAAGCGCAUUCCAAAAGCUCACAGCAAACCUAUUAACGCCUUGCUGUUAGUUGAUGAGAAUGUGAUUGCCACUGGGGAUGAUGAGGGCACACUGAAAUUGUGGGACAUGAGAAAAAGCACUUCAUUCAUGUCCCUCAAACACCAUGAAGACUACAUCAGUGACAUAACUGCUGAUCCAAUGAAGAGGACUUUACUUACAUCCAGUGGUGAUGGAACUAUGGGUGUGAUAAACUUGAGGAGAAAAAGAUUGGAACUGCUCUCUGAAAUUCAGGAUGGAGAUCUCACUUCUGUCUCUAUUAUGAAGCAUGGCCGAAAAGUGGUGUGUGGCUCCAGUGAAGGGAUGCUCUAUAUUUUCAACUGGAAUGGAUUUGGAGCAACUAGUGAUCGAUUUGCCCUCCAGGCAGAGUCUGUGGACUGCAUUGUACCAAUUACAGACAGUAUAUUAUGUACUGCCUCUAUGGAUGGAGUUAUCAGAGCUGUCAAUAUCUUGCCCAAUCGAGUGGUUGGUGGUGUAGGGCAGCACGUUGGUGAACCAGUUGAGGAAAUUGCUUGCUCAUGGGACAAACACUUUCUUGCCAGCUGUGCUCAUGAUCAGCUCAUCAAGUUUUGGGACAUUUCAGGACUCCUUGCCAUGAGGGUCAGCGAUUACCGACGGCAGAAAAAAAAAGAUGGCAAUCUCAAGGCACUUAGCAAUAAAGUAUUUGACGGAGUAGAGGCCUUUUUCUCUGGACUACUUGACAUGAACGAGGCGAACAGAACAGAAGACGUAGAGGAUAGUGAGGAAGAGGAUGAUGGGCAGUGAAAGAAACUGAAACACUGAAAGAUGUUUUGUUUUCAAAUUGCUAUUAAUUGUAUUGCAUUUCUUAAAAUCUGUAUUAUCUAUCUCAACCUACCUGUUAUUCUCCCCAGGAAGAAUCUAUCUGCAAAUUAAAAGUGCACUUGAGGUUGUGUUUUUUA